ACAAGCGUCAAGAAUUUCGAUAUAAAAAACGCUCGCUGUAAUUACAUUCUCCACAGCACGUUAGAACUUAGAAGAGAAGCUUUCCAAUACACUUAUAUCAUUCCUCGUUAUGAUCAAAAUGCUUGGUGUUUUGUGGCUGUGCGUAAUCAGCUUGGCAUGGCUUGCAGUAGCCAACGGCGACGACAUCCCGUACACCAUUCCGGCAGGUCAACCAGACGGCUUCGCGCAGUACGUCCGCAUCGAAAAACCCUAUCCGAAUGGUGGAAGCAACAAACAGCACCAGUUCGACCAUCUUCCCGGGCUCGGCAUAGGGUUAGGACAAGGAUCGCGAAUAGUCGCCUCAGUGUAUGAUGACACUCUCAAGCCGGGAGAGAAGAGGUGCCCCGUGGACGGCGAUCCUCACUGCCGUGACUGCGUGGCGGGAUACAAGGCCAGCGACUUUGUGCAGUCGCAGUGCUGCUUCGCCCACCACUGGGCCUGGAUGAAUAACCGUCCAAUCCGCGACGUUCUGCCGUACCGCUUCCAUCUGUCACCCGUGAACCAAACAGAACCCCCCGAAUAUCGUGAUAAAUACGCGAUAACUGGCGACAUAUGGCACGAGGAUCCGUGCACUACGGAGCCAAUUGCCACCAUUCCAGAAGGAGGCUACAUCCCUUGCCGCCAGCGCAACGCUUGUCCGAAAGUUAGAGGAGAUGGGACCAUAUACUGACUUCUGUACGUUGGUACGGGGAACCCUCAGUUACUACCCUAGUUCGAGAAAAAAAGACACUGUUUUGGAUCGGGACAUUUUAUAGCAAUUUUUAUCACCAAUUAACCUUUGUCAUGCUUCUUUUCUUAUGGCCUUUGUUUCUUCCGUAUGCUUUUUUCUUUCUGUGUUCUGUAUUUCGUAGCUUGUCUGAUUUUUUUCACACAGUGUACCGUGUCGU
Paramacrobiotus metropolitanus is the source of this 926-nucleotide messenger RNA. RefSeq lists its product as uncharacterized. Bases 110 to 709 code for a protein of 199 amino acids. NCBI's taxonomy places the organism in Eukaryota, Metazoa, Tardigrada, Eutardigrada, Parachela, Macrobiotidae. The transcript has 2 exons. The record is from RefSeq and is a predicted model, not a curated record.